AUGAAGCUCCUUCUACUUCUCUUGGCUGUCUUGCCAGUCGCCCUCUCUGCACCUGCUGCACAACCUGUCCGAAGAGCAACAGCACCCACAGUCGCUAUUCCUUCUCCAUCUGCCACCAUUAUCGGCUCCGUAGGCACAACUGUAGAGUCCUUCAUGGGAAUCCCAUUUGCCCAACCUCCCGUGUCCUCUCUCCGCCUCAAGCCCCCUCAGUCUUUGACCACAGCUUUGGGUACGGUCUACGCAACAGGUGUGCCGGCAGCAUGUCCGCAAAUGUUCUUCGAUGAUGCUUCAACAAGUGUUCCAACCGCUUUAUUGGGGACGAUCUUGGAUCUACCGCUUUUUCAGACAAUCACCGAUGCGAGUGAGGAUUGCUUGACGGUCAAUGUCCAAAGACCAAUUGAAACAACUGCGGAAUCUAAUCUCCCUGUCUUGUUUUGGAUUUUCGGAGGUGGAUUUGAGUUGGGAUCUACACUUAUGUACGAUGGCGCGAAUUUCGUCCAAGAUUCCAUAACAGACGGUCAACCCAUCGUUUUUGUAGCUGUCAACUACCGUGUUGGCGGUUUUGGAUUCAUGCCUGGUGCCGAAAUCUUGGCUGAUGGUUCCUCGAAUCUUGGUCUCCUCGACCAGAGAUUAGGGUUACAAUGGGUUCAAGAUAACAUCGCUUCUUUCGGAGGAGACCCCACUAAAGUCACCAUCUGGGGAGAAUCAGCAGGUGCAAUCUCAGUCCUGGAUCAAAUGGCUAUGUACGAUGGAGACAUAACCUACAACGGAGCACCUCUCUUCCGCGGCGCUAUUAUGGAUUCUGGGUCCAUUGUUCCAGCUGAUCCGGUUGAUUGCCCUAAAGGCCAGGUGGUGUUUGAUCAAGUUGUUGCUACGGCUGGGUGUACUUCUGCGACGGAUAAGCUCGAAUGUUUGAGAGCUUUGGAUUAUACUGAUUUCCUUGACGCUACGAACUCAGUUCCGGGUCUACUGAGCUAUAACUCCAUCGCAUUGAGUUACUUGCCAAGACCAGAUGGGACCGUCCUGACCGAAAGUCCGGAUAUUCUAAUCUCGAGUGGCAAAUACGCUGCUGUACCAUUCAUCAUUGGAGAUCAAGAAGACGAAGGCACAAUUUUCGCACUCUUCCAAGAAAACAUCACGGACACUGCCGAACUAGUAACAUACCUCCAAACUUACUUCUUCAACGAUGCCACAACCGCCGAAAUCGAAGCUCUGGUAGCAACGUACCCCGACGACGCAUCAGACGGAUCUCCCUUCAACACAAGCAUCCUCUACGAACUCUACCCAGAAUUCAAACGCCUAGCCGCCAUCCUCGGCGACCUCACCUUCACCCUAACCCGCCGCAUCUUCCUCUCCGUCCAUACCUCCCUUAACCCCUCCGUCCCAGCAUGGUCCUACCUCUCUUCGUACGACUACGGCACUCCCUACCUCGGCACCUUCCACGGCUCCGAUCUCCUCCAAGUCUUCUAUGGUAUACUGCCGAAUUAUGCGUCGGCCGCCGUACAUCGGUAUUAUUUCAACUUUGUGUAUAAUCUAAACCCGAAUGAUGAUACGGGCGCGACGGAGAGCGUGUCGGUGAUGAGCUGGCCGCAGUGGAGUGUGGGAGAGCAGGUCAUGCAGAUUUGGGCUUCGUAUGCGGAUUUGUUGGAUGAUGAUUUUAGGGCGACGAGCUAUGAUUGGUUGGUGGGGAAUGCGGGGAGUUUGAGGAUUUGA
This is a messenger RNA of Mollisia scopiformis, 1713 nucleotides long. Its product is annotated as lipase. Lineage: Eukaryota; Fungi; Ascomycota; Leotiomycetes; Helotiales; Mollisiaceae. Bases 1 to 1713 code for a protein of 570 amino acids. The record is from RefSeq and is a predicted model, not a curated record. The transcript is spliced from 2 exons.